Fragaria vesca subsp. vesca is the source of this 786-nucleotide messenger RNA. RefSeq lists its product as uncharacterized. The transcript is spliced from 2 exons. The record is from RefSeq and is a predicted model, not a curated record. Gene Ontology annotation, biological process: negative regulation of DNA-templated transcription. The coding region runs from base 1 to 786 and encodes 261 amino acids. NCBI's taxonomy places the organism in Eukaryota, Viridiplantae, Streptophyta, Magnoliopsida, Rosales, Rosaceae.
AUGGAAAACCGCUUCAAGCUGAAGCUCUCGCGCAUGUUCCACAAGGCCUCACUCGGCACCUGCCGCUCACGUAGCCUCUCCGACGUGAUCGAAAAAGCUGUGUUUUUGCCUCAGAAUUGUAACACUAGUACCGACUCUCCUCCAAAACCAGCUCCUCCUCCUCCUAAGCCUUUUCCGGCAAUUUGCCGGCCUAAAUGCUCCGACGACCCGAAGCAACAACCCAUCAACCACCGCUGCGUCAUUUCCAGAUCCAACACUGACCUCAUGCUCCCCAGACGCAAGAUUUUCGAACGUCGCUCCCCGUUUGUGAAGUCUGAAAUUCCUCCAAAUCCUCUGUUCUCGAACUCAAAUCCGUUCUACGAAGUCCAUGAAAGUCACAGCUUUCGACAGAGGAAGAAGAGAGGGAGCAAGAAAAAGAAGAAGAGGAGUCAGAAGAGUGAUAUUUCUUCUUUGGAUAGUAAUCACUACUACCACAAUGGGUGGUGGUCCAGCAGUGAAGAUGAAGAGAAAGAAGACGAGACUGAUACUCUGUUUUCCUCCAACACUCACACUUCCGAUUCGUCAGUGAAGGACAGCUUCGCUGUGGUGAAGAAAUCUAGUGAUCCUUACAACGAUUUCAGAACAUCAAUGGUGGAAAUGAUCGUGGAGAAGCAGAUAUUUUCAGGCAAAGAUCUUGAGCAUCUUUUGCAGUGUUUUCUGAAGCUGAACUCGCCUCAUCAUCACAGAGUUAUUAUUGAGGUGUUCACUGAGAUUUGGGAGGCUCUAUUCUCCAACUUGGGGACUUGA